This is a messenger RNA of Kalmanozyma brasiliensis GHG001, 273 nucleotides long. RefSeq lists its product as uncharacterized. The record is from RefSeq and is a predicted model, not a curated record. The transcript has a single exon. Lineage: Eukaryota; Fungi; Basidiomycota; Ustilaginomycetes; Ustilaginales. The coding region runs from base 1 to 273 and encodes 90 amino acids.
AUGUCGAGCACGGACAACACCAACGACGCCAACGCCAAGGCAAGCCCGCCGCUUGGCCUGCCUGCACCGUCCGACGUGCCUUCCUCAGACGAGCCAAACAACGUCAUCAAGCUCGACCACCUCGGUCCCAUGAUCGUCAACUCGGACGGCACCAUCUCGCGCAUAUCAAAUUGGCAGAACAUGAGCGAGAUUGAGAGGGAAAGGUCGCUCAGACUGCUUGCUAAGCGGAAUAAUGCAAGGAUGGGGGCGCUCAGGGCAGGUCAGACGCAGUGA